UGAUAAGAGAUUCACUGAGAGAAUCACUUGAGCUGAAUUAAAUGUGAUUGUUGACUCGAAAUCAAAUUCUCAGUAAAAUAUAAUUUUUUGUUUCCACCAAAAUUUGUGAUUGAAUUAACUUCCCUUCUUUUCUGCUAUUCACCAUGAAGCAGAAAGAUAGCAUUUCUUCAAUUAUCUCACCCUUGGUUCGACCUGGACCAUCGGACAUAAGCUACAAAGACAUGAGAUUCUUGAUCAUGGAUAGGCCAACUGAUAAUACAUUAAACAAUUUCAUAGAGGAGCUCAAGAAAAGAAAUAUUCGAGAUGUUGUACGUGUCUGUGAACCAACUUAUAGGACUGAUUUAUUAGAAAAGGAAGGCAUCAAUGUACAUGAUUGGCAAUUUGAUGAUGGAUCACCACCGCCCCAACAUGUGGUUGAGCAAUGGUUUGACUUGUUAAGGACAAGGUUUCGAGAAGAUCCUAAUAACUGUAUUGCAGUUCACUGUGUUGCCGGUCUUGGAAGGGCUCCCGUUUUAGUGGCAUUAGCAUUGAUUGAAUUAGGAAUGCAGUAUGAAGAUGCUAUUGAUUUAAUUCGUCAAAAGAGAAGGGGAGCUAUUAAUGCUCGGCAAUUAUCUUACCUUGCUGAGUACCGUCCUAAGUCACGACUCAAGACAAAGUUACGACAGACUCAUAAGUGUCUAUUGCAUUGAAAUCAUUCUGUCAUCAACCAGUUAGCUUAUUAACUGCACCAGUGAAGAUAUUGACUCCUUUUGAUUUAUCCCGAAUAAAGAAGAGGAAAGGAUGGUCAGCAAUAAAUUGUGCUUGCCCGGAUACAGUUGACAAAG
This is a messenger RNA of Panonychus citri (citrus red mite), 824 nucleotides long. It is a transcript of the gene PRL-1, whose product is annotated as protein tyrosine phosphatase type IVA 2-like. The record is from RefSeq and is a predicted model, not a curated record. Gene Ontology annotation, cellular component: nucleus. The transcript is spliced from 2 exons. Lineage: Eukaryota; Metazoa; Arthropoda; Arachnida; Trombidiformes; Tetranychidae. Bases 144 to 689 code for a protein of 181 amino acids. Gene Ontology annotation, biological process: protein dephosphorylation. Gene Ontology annotation, molecular function: protein tyrosine phosphatase activity.